AUGCCCCAGCAGGGCACCCUGCCCUGGCACUCCGACAUGCAGCUGGCCAGCAAGCUGGUCCUCUCCGCCGCCGCUCUGCUGCUCCUGACUCUGGCAUACAGGUUCUAUAGGUCCCGCUCGCUCGGCGGGGACAGAACCCCACCGGUGGAGCCUCCCCCUGGGAUUGGCGAUGCCCAGCUGGGAAGCAAUGGAGGCACCCAAAGCACGGAGCAGGACUUGGCCAUCGGCAGUGCGAGGCAGGAAGCUGAGGGGUGCAGGGAGAGGAUCCAGACCCUCAGCAUCACCUCAGGCCUGGGGCUAACGAUGACGGCGAGCAAUGCAGGGUCAGAUGCCUCCUACUCCUUCUCCUCGGUGGCAAAGAUCCAGGUGGAGGAGAACUACAUCACGGAGCGGAGGGUGAAGGGUGGAACUGGGCAGCCAGUCCCUGGCCUCAAAGGCAAAGUCUAUGACUACUAUGUCCAGUCCAUCUCCCAGUCAGUGUCGAAGAAGAGGUCUUCCCUCUACAUCCCUCCAGGAACACCCCAGCAUCGCAGCUCAGAGAGGGACAAUAAAGAGGUGAAGAGCAGAUCUGCAACCCUGGAAUCAGACCCAGCUCCUGCAAUCCUGGAAUCAGAUCCAGCUCCUGUAACCCAGGAAUCAGACCCAGCUUCAGUAAAAGAGGAUUUCACCACCUCUUCCAUCAUUCCACCACCUGCAGGGAGCUUAGAGAUCUCCUCUGAGCCACAAUCUCCUGGCCGCAAGGUCAGCAUCCUCCAGACUGCCGACAGCCCCCUCCUCCAGCUGCCCAUGGAGGCUCUUGGGGUCACCACAGCAGCCACCACACCACCUGCCAGCCCCCAGGCAGGGCUGGUGCACAAUGCUGACUUCAUCCAGCUGUCGCCAUCCACUCACUUGAACCUGGGCAACUGCUACGAGGUCCUCUGCACAGCCAAGGCACAGAAGCUCAGCGACCUCCAGGAGGCUGCCUACAAGGUGAUGAGCGACAACUACCUGCAGGUGCUGAGGACACCUUCCAUCUAUGGGCGCCUCAACGCUGGCGAGAGGGAGCUCAUCCUGCGGCGCAGGAUGAAGGGCAAGACGUACGUGGCCGUGGCGGACGUCAACCCACAGGAGCCAGGCCCUCACGCCAGCCGCCUCUGCUACUACAAUGACGCAAAGGACUGCUGGCAUCCCCUCUGCCAGCUGCCACCGGAGGUGGUCUCCAGGGGGUGUGCCAUGUGCAGCAUGUUCAACUACCUCUUUGUGGUGGCUGGCUGCAAGGGCACGGGCCGGACGCAGAGACCCUCCAACCGCGUCUUCUGCUAUGACCCCUUGGCCAACGUCUGGAGGGAGAUCUGCCCCUUGAACCAAGCUCGGCCGCACUGCAAGCUGGUGGCACUGGACGGCCACCUCUACGCCAUCGGUGGGGAGUGCCUCUACACCGUGGAGCGCUACGACCCCCGGCUGGACCGCUGGACCUUCGCCGCACCCCUGCCUCACGACACCUUCGCCGUGGCCCACGCGGCCACGGUGUGCGACGGGGAGAUCUACGUGACGGGGGGCACCCUGCGCUACGUGCUGCUGCGCUACGCCGCCCGCUCCGACAGCUGGAGCGUCAGCCUGGCCAGCGGUGGCAAGGAGAGAACCGUCGAGAUGGUGAGCGCCAACGGCUUCAUCUACCGCUUCGACCUCCACCACAGCACCGGCGUCGGCGUCUACCGCUGCAGCGCCAAGGCCAAGCUCUGGUACGAGUGUGCCACCUACUCCGUGCCCAACCUGUCCAGCUUCCAGUGCGCUGUGGUGGGCAGCUUGGUCCACUGUGUUGGUCGGCACUUCCACAUCCGCUUCUUGGCUGAUCACAUCUCGCCACGCUUUGGGACCAAGGAGCUGCAGCCCUUCCCCUCGCCCCAUGGCAGCCUCCUGCCGGCCGUCCUGGUGCUGCCAGAGGGAGGGACAGCACAGACACAGGUUUGA
Pogoniulus pusillus (Red-fronted tinkerbird) is the source of this 1953-nucleotide messenger RNA. It is a transcript of the gene KLHDC7A, whose product is annotated as kelch domain containing 7A. The coding region runs from base 1 to 1953 and encodes 650 amino acids. NCBI's taxonomy places the organism in Eukaryota, Metazoa, Chordata, Aves, Piciformes, Lybiidae. Gene Ontology annotation, molecular function: protein binding. The transcript has 2 exons. The record is from RefSeq and is a predicted model, not a curated record.